AUGCUGGCGCCCAUGCUCCACGCCAAGUGCCGCCGCGCGGCGCCCCGCGCGGCCGCUGCCGCCCUGCGCGGCAGUAGCUCGAUGGUACACGAACUGGGCCAGCGCUUGAAGAAGCUCUACGAAGCAAAGCCGGUGGAACCACAGGACGUGAAGGGGAUUCAGAAGGAUCAGGUGCCAGCGGCAGACUGGGAGGCGCCCAUACGAGAGUUGAUCCGGAGACACUUCCAGAUGAUGCCGAUACCCAUGAGCCCCACGAGCAGCUUCUAUAUCUUAAAGAAGGAGGUGGAGGCCAUCACGGGCAGCCCUGCUUCUGGGGGCCCUAGCCUGCAGGGACGCCCAAGCCGCGAGAUGAUCAAGGAGAAGAGCUUUUUCCAGUCAGGAGCUCAAGCGGGUGGAACGAAGCGCUUUAGAGGCGCAUGA
Molecule: messenger RNA, 420 nt
Organism: Durusdinium trenchii
Lineage: Eukaryota; Dinophyceae; Suessiales; Symbiodiniaceae
Source: the annotation of a GenBank genome assembly